This is a messenger RNA of Cinara cedri, 9677 nucleotides long. Lineage: Eukaryota; Metazoa; Arthropoda; Insecta; Hemiptera; Aphididae. The record is from the annotation of a GenBank genome assembly.
AUGGAAGCGUGCAGUGGCAAUUCUAAACCAAUCAAAAAUGUUAAUAACCUCGACUAUUUGUUUCGAAAAAGUUCGUGGUGCGUGAAAAACAAUCUCGUCAAUCGGCUUAAAAUAUGCAUGUUCAUCGAAAAUAUAAUAAGAUUGUCCGCCAAUAGUUUCGUAAGCCACAUUCAUAUUAAAUAUUAUAUGAUCAGGUCGACAGAGGGCCGAAAUUAAUAUAAAUAAUAUUGUAUAAUACUGACAUAUUCUGAUAUUCGUGACAAUUGAUAAGUCUGACAGGCGAAUACGUGAGAUGCUAUUUUAACAUUUACUGGGAAAACUUCUGAGAAAAUCAUAAAAUGACCUCGUUAAAGUACUUCCCUAGUGAAAUUUUCUUUUAGAAACAUUGCUAUCAUAAAAAUUUGAGUGAAAUUGCUGGUUAAAAAGUUGUACACAGGAAACAAAAAUAGUAAUAUAUUAAGUACAUUUUCCCUUUUUUUUCGGUUUUUAAAUUUUAUGAGAAAAAUCGAAAAAUGACCUCCUUAAAAAAGUACCACUCCCCCUUCCUUUUAGAAAAGGUGCUAUACUUAGAAAUCUGAGCAAGUUUUAUUGUAGAAGAGUUGUUAACAGAUAAAAAAAAAAAAAAAAACAUCUUUGUAAAACCAUAAAACUUCUUCGCUUCACUCAAAAUCUAAAAUAUAUCCAUAUUAUAUUUAUGGAUAAAUUUCGUAUUAUAGGUUAUACCUAUUAUUAUAAUCCAUUAUAUUUUGUUAUUAUAUUAUGAUAAUAUAGUCGCUCGAACAUUUAUUCUACGCAAACGAUUUAAUCGAAUAUUUAUCGGAAAACUUUGCGUCCGAACCGAAGUACGUGUAUUAUCUGAAAAGGAUGUUGGUCCUGUGCUUGAUGCCACCCACCGUAAAAAACAUUACGCAAUGUUCGAAUAACUUAUCGACGUUAACGCGAUUCUACGACAUAAUGGGUAAUAUUCAUUCGUGAUAUCAUAAACUUAAAGCUAUAUAUUUGAAUAUUUUCGACGUGACAUCACGUUGCACUUACACAAAACACGUAACGAACAAUAGUAAUUGUAAUAAUUAUAGACGCAACUAGACUACGAAUUUUGGCGGUGCCGAAAUUAUGGAUACAUCAAAACCCCCCCAGGAGGGGGGCUAUGCCUUUACACUAUUCUUACAAAAAGCGAUUACGUAUUUCAUUUAAAAUUUUGUAUAUAGAAAUUUAUCAUAACCAUUAUGACAUUAUUUUUCAUAUAAUUACAUGGAUCUGUAGGAAAUCCGUAGUUUGUUUUGCUCUUUAAUUAUGAAAUACGUGGAUAAAAUAAUUAGUCAUAACAAUGAAAACGCUUAUUGGGUUAAUUUUCGGGGGCUAAAGACCCCCUAGCAUCGCUCUAGUUUCGCUUAUGGUAAUGAUUAUUUCAAUUUUAAAAGGCAAAUGCAUCGAGUCGGUCCGUGACCACACUGAGCUCUGUAUGAUUGCGUUCAGCGUAGUCCAAUCGUCUGUGCUCAGACGUCAACACGUACCCGAAAACUCGGUUAGCUUACCGUGCUGUUACGAAGCGUUGGAAAAUAGCGAUUUACCGGUGACUCUGAUGCAGUGUAUCGGCCAUCACGAUCGCAACAGUCAAACUUUUCUCGAUGACCUGUUGAAACUAUCGUAUAACAUCGCAGUCGUGUCCGACCGAUCGGGUAAAACAACGGCUAUAAUUAUUAUUACAGUAUACCGUUGAAAUAUUGAUUCCCCCGCCCCCAUAUUUUUUUAAUACUGUUCAAUUAUUUCCCUCAAAUUCUAAAUCAUUUUCAAACAUCGACAAACGAUAUAUAAUAUGUAUGUCGUAAGCAUAUAGACGAUAUAGUCAAAUCAGGCAGUUAACUAAAUGCCUAGGCCAAUAGUCGAAGAAUUUAAUUUGUGCGUGAUUUUACUAUUCACCUAGACUUUUAGUUGAUUGCCUAUUUCAAAUCGUGCAAAUAAUUAAUAGGAAACGUUUCUAUUAUUUUAAAAGUUAAACUGUAUUUUCUUAUUUAUUUAUUGCUUAUAUAUGUAAAAAUAAUCUAUAAUUAAUAGAUAUGUAAAAUACGUAGAUACAUAAAAUAUUUUUAAUUUCGUGCCCUUAGAUACUAUUGUUUCGAAACUUGAACUAUAAAUAAUAUAAAUAUAAUUACUAAUUACUAAUUAUAUAUGGUAUGAGUACAAAAUAUGAAUAAAAUAUUUUUAGUUUUUAGUUACUACUUGUUGUUACAUGUUAUUUUGUGAAGGUUUUUGCUGGAACACUUAACAAUUUUUUUUUGGCAUUGCCGCGCUCUUGCUUGACAGUGAAAUUUAACAAAAUAUUGUCCGUUGAAAUUUGUUAAGUUUGCUACAGCUUCACGUAUGGAUACAAAUCUUUGAAUAACUUGCUACCUUCUAAACCAUUAUUUGAAAUUUAAACAAUGUAUGCAAUUUUAUUUUAAACAAUGUAUGUUUAUGUUACUUUUCAAAGGUAAAAACCUGUGUAUGGAAGUCAUAAUUUUAUAUCGUUGGAAUAAAUAAUUAAUUAGAAAAUAUAGUUGAAUUUUUAAAAUAAUAUAAAAACGCUUUAUUUUUAUUGUUUGCCUAACUUGAAAUAGACGUUUAAUUAAACAUCCAGGCAUAUUUAAUUAAAUUACUUCACUGACCGUGGAAUCUUUCGGACCGAUUACUUUCAAUAGAGCCGUAAAAUACGUUCUUGCGCGUACACUAUAACCGUAUUAUAGUGUUUUCAUCGCCCGCGCAAAUAAUUAACAAAAUAUUCGUAAUACGUUCAAGUAUUUCGUCGGUACAUGACCGUACAUAAACCGUUGUCGUAUAGCUCUGCGCAUGAUGCUGUCGGAUGGCGUCCGAACACUCGUCGACGUGCUGGACCCGAAUCUACUAUUGGCGCCCGCCAACAGUUACGAACGUUUAACUGCGAGCGAAUUCGUUAUCAUGCUGUUGGACCAGAUGUUCUCUGCGUGGCGAAAACGAGGAGCCGAUUCCGAACCACCGCCGCGGGUUACCCGGAAAACUCUGGAGUGGGUUUAAAAUAUUAAAAUAUAUUAUAAUUGACGAGCAUGAACGCAAUACAGUUGAAAACGAUUUGCGUGUACGGUUUACAGGAUCUUGCUUUACAAUAUAAAAAUCGAAACUAAAAAAAACGGUAAAAUGAGAACUGAUUAUUGUUACGCGCUCGGCGAGAUCGUAGACAAUUGUUCCAUCGACGAGCACGAAUUUUCGGACGAAAUAAUCACGGGUACGAUACGAAAAGAAAAUCGUUUUUAAAACGUACAAGUCGGUAGCCAGGUGUAAUACCGACUACCACGGUACCUAUAUGUGUAAUGCAACUGUCGUUAUUUUCUUUCUCCCAACACAGAUAUGGUCAUGUUGUGCGUUUGGCCAGAAAUCAAAUUGUCUUCGCAUUGGCUGCACGACGUCCGGUUUUAUUUCAUAAACGAAAGCUUUAUAAUGAAAAAAAUUAUGUUGGAAAUUGUCAACAAAGUGUUCGUAAACAUGUCGUCCAAAUUGAAUGUAAGUAAUAACACAGUUAAAACUUAAGGGUCUGGAUCACUAAACUGUAUUUCUGUGUCUGUGUGCGUGCAGUUUCAACAUAUGAACACGCUUCUGAUAAAAGACUUUAUGAUGCUGUCGAACGUCGAGUACACUGAAAAAACUUACGGAGAAAACGUGCGCGUCAUUUUAAACCUACUGUUGUCAAACUUGCCGUAUUUACUGAUAAACUCCGUCGACGAUUCAGUAAAAAUCAAUUGCUGCAAACAGUUGAGUACUUACGUGUAUAAUAUCGUUUAUUUUGACGUGCCCUACAUUAUAUGAGUACCUAUUAUAUUAUAAUAUGUAGGUUAGGUUGGUCCACCCACCUUCAGACGCUUAUACAAGAAUGGGCCAUGGGAGCGAUGGUCCCCCCCCAAAUGUCACGAAAAUAAAUUUAAUUAUUAUAUUAAUAUAAUGAUAUUUUUUUUAUAGAUUAGACUGUUAUUUUUAGUUUUUAUGUACAUUUAAUAGUAAUAAAUAAAUGUAUUUUUCUGCGGAUAAUUCUAUUUAUAAUUCAGUAAUUUUUAUAAUUGCGCUGACUUAGGACGUAACGGAUACCGGGCGUUGUCUCAUAUCGUAAUCUCCCGCAUUUAUAGGCCUACCGUAUAAAUAUUUUCGUUUCGUAUCAUUUUAAUCUGUUUGGUUUUAAGUUAAUAUAUUUAUAAUGAUUCAGUUAGAGAAGAUUUCUUCAUGUUUGUCGAUGCUUUUGAUUGAAGUUUCGGUUUUACUAGAGGAAUCUGAAGAUAAAGAGGAAAGUGGAAAAAAUGGUGAAAAGAAAAAAGAAUAUUCAAUAACUGGAGAUGUACUAGGUAAAAUUAUUGUCAAGCAAAUAAAUAGUACUGGUCUUGAUUUGAAAAAAUGUGUGGGUUUAGAAACUGAUGGAUGCAGCGUAAUGGAAUACGAACUUCGUGGAGUUGUUAGUGAAAUCAUUAAAGUAGGAUCUAAUGCCCGCAGGUACCUCUGUUAUAAUCAUUCGCUAAAUAAUUUCAUAUCACAAUGUGUCAAAAGUAUCAUUUUUUUCUAGCAUCAGCUAAAUGAACAGUUGUUUUAAGAAAGUAUGUUGGGCAUCAGUUGAUUGGCUUAUGCGAAACGAGAUAGGUCGAGGGACACGAAGGAGUAAUGAGUUUUAUGCAAGAUAUGCAUAUAAUUAUUGAUGCAUUAUUAGAAAUUUGGAGAGACUUGCAUACUUCUGGAAAAGCUUAAUCCCCAUUAAUAAUUUUAUGUGACAGUGAAAUUAUUGUUUAUCUUUGUAGUCUCUCUCAUAUGCUUAGCUACUCAUUUCCACUAAGUAAAUGUUUUCAAAAAUUGCUCUAUUGGUUUACAAGUAGCAACCAAUAUAAUGAAAGACACACUAAAUAUUCUGUCAGAAUGCCGAGAAAAUGUUUCUACUCAGUUUACAGAAAUUUAUAAAUCGUCUGAGGGUAUGGCUAAAACUCAAAAAGUUGAUUUGAAAAUUCCAAGGAAUUGUUCAAGGCAAACGAAUCGUGCAAAUUAUCCAACCAAUAAUACUGAAGAAUAUUAUAAAUUAUCCUUAAUUAUUUCAUUAUUAGAUAAUGUUAUUAAUGAUUUAAAAGCAUGUUGUUCACAAAAAAAUACUUGAAUGCAUCAACCUUUCAUACAUACUUUCUGACAAGUUUAUAAAAUAAAAUACAGCUUAAUAUUCAUUAAAAAUAAAUCAGACAUUAUUAUUAAAGCGUUAGCAGACAAUUUUAAACCACUUCUUUCAAAGGUAUGGUAUUUACUUUAUUACGUUACGAGUUCACGGAAAUAAAAAUGGAACCGUGAAAAACUUGAUGACAUUUCGGUAAAUUCCAUGUGUGUUACGGAAAUACUUGCAAAUUGUGACGAAAACAUAUUUCCGUUAAUCAAUCGUCUUGUGACAAUUUUGACAACUCUUCCAAUAAGCAAUGCAAGUGCUGAGAGAACAUUUACCGUACUACGAAGACUCAAAACAUGGCUGAGAUCACCUAUGUCAGAAACCAGAUUAACUGGACUUGUUUUUUUAAAUAUUCAUCGUGAUAUUGACGUAGACGUCAUUAAAGUUAAUGAUAGGUUUUCAAAAACCAAAAAAAGAAAAAAUUAGAUUUUUCUUUAUAUUUUAUUUAAAUUAAUAUUUCUUAAUUGUUUUUACUAAUUUAUUGAACGUGUUCUUUUCAAUGUGCCUACCUAGUUUUUUUUUAAUUUUUAGGUGAAGGUUUAUUCCUUUACAAUCUUAGGAAAUAUUUAUGGUUAAUACUUGUAAUAUGUGGAAUUAUUGAAUUUUAUAUAUUAUAUUAUAUCCACAGUAUAAAAUGUCCCCUCCUAAUAAUUACUCUGGAUCCACGCCUAUCUUUAUUGAUUACCAUUGAAAUACUUUAAAUUUAUCGAUUUUCGAUAAGGGGGAUAGGCCAAUUUCACGGACAUCUAAUAACUGUAUAUUGUUAUGGCAGUAUUACAUACUAAUUAUACAGGCCCGUGCGUAAGGAGGGGCGGCGGUUUAAACCCCUCCCAUUGACUUUUUUUUGCAUUUAUAAAUUAUUGACGGAUUAAGGUAUUGACUUAAUCAAAUAUAAAGCGAGUUUAAUUCUGAAAAAUUCUAGUAGCGUUGUGAACGGAAAAUUAUAAAAUGUAUUGUGCUUAGAUUCAUUUAAUACGGUUUUUUCGUAAUUCCAUCCAUUCCUCCCCGUGAAAAAUCCAGUGCAUAGGCUCGGCUAUAGAUUUUAUUUUGUCAAACGUUGUCUAUAUUUCAUUUGAUUUUACACGCGUACCCGGUGCAACGCUACAGAUUGAUAACUUGGAUCAAGUCGUCGCAGACGUCGUGCAGUCAAGAACGUUUUUCCGACACAAUGGCCAACGUUUUGAUUUGCAUCGGGAUUGUUUUGAAUGAUAGUUACGAUAUGCUCCAAAAGUUCAGGGCCCUCAAAGCGGACGUUUUGAUCAUUUGUACGUGACCCCACUCUCUGUGGGAUUAUCCGAAUAACCUAUUAUUAUAUAAUAUAACACGCAAUAAUCGUAGACGUGCGCACAGGGUGUGCCAGGCAGGACCUUACUUAUGAUUUUGACGCCCAUGGGUAACAUUUUGCGCCUCUGACUUUGCUUAUGAUUCAUUUUAUAACUACUUAACUAGUUAUAGUAAUUAUAGGGAUUUGUGGUAUCUAAUAUAGUAUUUAGAUAAAAAACAAGCGAUUUAAAAAUUUAAUCCUAGAUGGACAUAAUUCGGACGUGGGUGGGAAGCUGAGAAUGUAGGAUACAGACGGGAAUUUAAUGUAUGACUGUAAGUAUCGAAAAAUAAUUCUGAACAGAGUCAAGUUGAUAGUGAUGCUUUGUCAAAAAUGUGUCAUAUUAUGGCGAAAUAAUUAAAUAGGCAUUAUAUAUCUUCUUUCGGGAACUGUGUGCAAUUUGGGUAAUGCUUCUUAACCUUACAAUGCUCUUAAAGCUACAUUGACAUAUGGAAAAAAUACGGACAUACUUUGCACGAUGGGUGCAGCCAUUAUUGUUGGUGAGAAGUUGGGAAUGUAGGAUAUAGAGGGGAAAUUAAUUUGUAUCUGUAAGCAACAAUAAACCGUUGUUUACUAAAAACGAUUCUGAGUGGAGUGAACUGCAAGUGAACUGAAGUUGAUAGUGAUGCUUUGUCAAUAAUAUGUAUGUCAUAUUGUGGUAAAAUAAUUAAAUAGAUAUUAUUACGCAUUUUCUUUAAUAAUAUUUGUUUAAUAUUGUACCGAUUUUCCUUUUUUUCUACGUUUUUCCCGGUUUUCCCAUGUUUUUUUUCCGGUUUUCCACAUUUAUUGAGAAACACCUGGGAAAAUCGAAAAAUUAUCUCUUUAAAAUAUCUUCCCAAUCAGAUUUCCUUUCAGAAGUUCGGGUUGGAGGUGAGUGGUGGUGCAUUAUCAACUCGCUGCGUGCCGUACCGCCACACAAAUGAUACUCCACUACUCUUCUCCAACUCAACACCAAAAUGCAUGUAAACUAUUUAUGUAUCCAUGUAUUUAUGUAAUUUUCAAUAUAGGUUGCCAUUUGAAAAUUCAGUCGCGUUUUACAUUUUGACUGUGAUAUACCUGAUGAUGAUUUUUUAAUUCGAAACCGGUUGUAUAAAACUCCAGGUGACGCAUUAAUUAAUUAAUUUUAUUUUUAUGUAUUCAUGUUUCUUUUACUAUAUUCAUAAUUAAAUGCUAACUCAUACUAACCCAUCAAACCAACUGGUAACCACUAACUGUGAUAUUGCUGAGCAUUGCAUUGGAUUCAAGAUUUAUCGUAAUAUUAAUGAUAUUAGGUAUUAAGUUUUUAAAAUUGAUAGUGAUGUAAUAAUUUAUUAUAACGAUUUUAGCUGUGCGUGUAACCCUAGUAUAGUUAGGUAUUACCGGGUAUUAAACAUAUUGGGUAAUUUGUAUCGUGGUUAUCUAUACGUUGAGAUAAUAUGUAAUAACAUUUCCGUGAAACCCGUAGUAUUAUAGUAAACAAAUGUUAUGAUUUUUAUUAUGAAUUGAUAUUUUGCGUUCUGUAUCUGAUUUCUUUUUAGAGGGGCGAGGGGGGGGGUUAUAAGGCACACUCGGGGGAUAACGGUCCAUUUUCUGUGUGGUGUUUGCAGCAAAAAUUUCUGCGCACGUCUAUACGGCAUUUAACCGUGUAAGUAGUAGAGGCAUACGUGUUUUGUUUCGGUGCAGCCGUCGUAUCGGAUACGUUAAAUGCUGACGAUCGCGCUUUCCGAACCGUAGGGCUGUGCGGGCUGUACGCGCUGAACAUAUUUUACCGAGAAAACCAACAAAACUCGGAGACGCAUACGACCGUUUUCAACACGGUAAUGCGGACGGUCAAGUUGUAUUUCACCGACGAGGUGGACGGCGAAAAAUUCGACCAAAGGUAAUAUUAAAAUAAUUGUUUUUACUGAAGAAACGAACGUACGGAAUAACAUUGGUGAAAUCGGUGUCCGCAGCGUCCUGUUGGACGUAUUGCAUUUCAUUAAGAAUACGAUAAUCCGUCAACGCGAUCAAGUGGAACACUUCGUCGCGGCCGGAGGGGUCGAAAACUUACUGAACCUUUUGGCCGUAAGACCCGCGAUGUACUAUUACUACUACUUUUAUUAUUAUUAUUGUUAUUAUUAUUAUUGUUAUUAUUGUUAUUAUUGUUAUUAUUAUUAUUGAUGCGCUGUCGCCGAAUGUAUAGUAUAUAAGUGGGCCGUAAACGAAACCCAACCGAAUAUAUUGUCUAACGGUUUUUAAUUGUUUACAUUUAAAAUCGACAUCGAUCGAUUUUGAAUAUCAAUCCGAAAAUCGUCAUCGUUGGAUUUCGAAUACUUGAGCUGUGUCCUUAUUGUUUGCACGUUUUCACUCGCUCGCAAUCGUGCGACGACGAAAAAUGAAAAUAACCAUACAAUCUCUGUAUAACAUGGCAUGACGCGCGCCUUGACCAAUCGUAUCCGUUUUCCAAACGCUGUUUACGCUACGAAUUGUUUUUCAGAAAGUAAAAUAUCCCGUGCAGCUGGUAAUACUCGGGAUGUUGGUCGAUCUGACCGGGUACCAGUUGGCCAAACGUCGCGUUGAAAAAUGGAAGUCCGCUAAAACGGGCGACGGUUAUGUGGAACUCGCGUGCGAUAUUUGGCGCAGCGAAAAAAUCCGAUUCGAAUUUUUAGGUAUAUACAUCGUACAAUGUACUCGUACAACAUAUUUCGGUUGGGGUACUUUUUUUGAAUUAUAGAACGCAAUGUUUCAGACGACGAGUACAUUUUCCGGGAGCAACGCGAGCAGACAACCGCGGAAAACCUGUUGGCCGACCGCAGCCCGGCCGUGGAGUCGAUGUACCUGUGCGCCCAGCCGAAGAUCUACGCGCUCUUGAGAUCCGUGGGGUUUUCGGACGACGACGGCGGCAGUGCGGACGACCGCGACGUCAACGAAAACACCGUCAGGGCUUGCGGUCUGGCCACAAACUUCUGGGACAAGGCCACGGUGGCGCACAUUUAUCACUACUAUUCGCUGAAAUUAGGUGAGGUAUGGAACGAAAACGACAUGGUGUCACGCGAACCGGACCGCGUGCCGAUGUCUGCCGUCGAGACCGAGUCGGUCGACAUUAUGACUAUCCGACACGCGUACCUGAUCGCCUUGCUCAAAAUGAUCAAGAACCGCGUGCACGAUGCCAAUUCGGGUGCAGGCCGAUCGGUGCGUACAUUUUAA